Molecule: messenger RNA, 924 nt
Organism: Trametes versicolor FP-101664 SS1
Lineage: Eukaryota; Fungi; Basidiomycota; Agaricomycetes; Polyporales; Polyporaceae
Exons: 2
Coding region: 1-924 (307 amino acids)
Source: RefSeq, a predicted model, not a curated record
AUGUUUGUACGGCUCUCCUCCUCGUCGGCGGUGUGUCUGGUCAGGCGUACGACGCCCUCCCUUCAGCGGCUGCCCUCUCAAGCCCGCUUCAACUCGUCGGAUUCAGCGACUGCUGCUGCUGCUGCUGCUGCUGCUGCUCCAGUCUCGGAUGCAGACGCUGCACCGAAGAAACGAGCUAUUCCAAUUGCAGACAGCUUGGGGGACAUCACCAUCGCCAGCCGGUCUGAACAAGAAGGCCAACGCCGCGACAGGCGGCAAAACGGGUCCGGCAACGGGAACGGGAACUGGAACAGGGAUCCCAACCGUCCACAGCGGCCCCGCCAGAACAACAAUAACAACUCCAACCGGGACGGCAAUGGCAACGGGAACCAAAACCGCAACCGCGCCAACGCCGCCGGACGCGGCUUCGACGGCCAGCGCGGCGGUCAGCGCCCCCCGAGGCAAACCGACCAGACGCAGGGCGCGCAGUCCCGAGAUCCCGCUCAGCAGCAGCCCCAGCGCGAGCAGAGGCGGCCGCGCCGACCCAGGGACGAAGGCGAGGAGGAUCAUCAGCCCUUCAACAUCCCUGCCCCGCGCAAGAUCGAGUUCGGCAACCUAGACGAGCUCUUUGGCACCUCCGCCGCUCGCACCCGUGCCCCUGGCAGCGUCAAGCUCGCAGACGGCGCAAAACAGCUGUCUCCCUCUCAGGACCGGGUCCAGACCUUCCUCGAGCGCACUGCGGGCGACUAUUCCCGUUACGUCCCCAAGACGCUGCUGUCUACCGACGUGCGGGAGCUCACUCCGCUGGAGCUGGGAGGCUUCGUGUUGUCGAAAAGGAGGGACGUCAAGCUGCAGGCGCGCGAGAACGCGCUUGCCGUUGUCGGGAAGUUCCCAGGGACGAACGUGGUGGUGAAGGGCGCGGAGGCUCCCGCGCCAUCGUCGUAG